Molecule: messenger RNA, 756 nt
Organism: Trichoderma aggressivum f. europaeum
Lineage: Eukaryota; Fungi; Ascomycota; Sordariomycetes; Hypocreales; Hypocreaceae
Exons: 2
Coding region: 1-756 (251 amino acids)
Cellular component (GO): nucleus; cytoplasm
Molecular function (GO): RNA binding; sequence-specific DNA binding; RNA endonuclease activity
Source: RefSeq, a predicted model, not a curated record
AUGGCUGGAGGCGUCAAGAGAGACCGCGAUGGCAAUGCUCGUGCUAAGCCCGCGCAGGAUUUGCCGCGGAGCCGGUUCCAUGCCAUGUUUGAGAACUUCCGAGAUGAGCUGGACGAGCAUUACGAUCGCAGGGAGCGCGUCAUCAAGGUGUCCCGAGAUGUGACGGCGCAAAGCAAAAAAAUAGUCAAAGAGCUCAACAAGGACUUCCCCAAAGGAAUACAGCAGGACGUCGACACGCGCCUCGGCGAAAUCUCAAAACUCCUCUCCACAGUCACCGCCGACCUGCGGUCCAUCAACCGCUAUCGCUACGGCUAUUCCAUGAAGUGCCUGGAGGAGCUCGUCGAGGCGCUCUCAUUCGCACACUACCUGCGGCAUCAGAAGGUCAUCACGCUGGAAGAGACGCAGGCAGCCACCCCCGCCGACGUUGUGCUGACGCCGCACGACUACAUGUAUGGCCUGUUUGACCUGUUUGGAGAGCUGAUGCGGUUUGCAACGGUCACGACGGCGCAAUCGGGCCAGCUGGUUGGCGAUUACGACAGAAACAUUCUCGGCGACAUACAGGAACUUGGCUGCGCGUUUGAGCUGCUGCCUCAGAUCCCGACCAAGGAUUUUCGCAACAAGAUGGAAGUUAUGCGGCAGAGCAUCAACAAGGUUGAGAAGCUGGGUUAUGGUCUUGUCGUGAGGGGCAGUGAACGGCCUAAGGGGUGGGUUCCUGAUAUGAAAGAUGAUGAUCCCCGACCUUCGUCGCCUGUGUGA